Messenger RNA from Anthostomella pinea, 849 nucleotides. NCBI's taxonomy places the organism in Eukaryota, Fungi, Ascomycota, Sordariomycetes, Xylariales, Xylariaceae. The record is from the annotation of a GenBank genome assembly.
AUGGCCUCAGGCAUUCAGCCAAUCGGUUCGCCACCCAAGAAAAUCACUUCAAGCGAUUCUACCUUGGACCCAUCUGUGAUCGAGCGGCCUCUUCUUGCGAUCCGCACCUUCACACCAGACCGCCUCGCGGCACCUCUUCUCUCACCCUGCUCGUCCUGCUUCACGUUCAGAGAAGCCAAGAAAGACCAACCGAGUCCCCACGCCAGUGCUCGCGUCGUCGCGUCGUCGCAGCGUCGCGUCAUUCGGUCUUCCUUGCCUCGAGCAAAGCAGCCUUCGUCCACAGUUCACUCCAUCACAAGCGACACCAACUGCGCCAGGUACGCAUGCUCACCCGAGCAGCGACCGACCAUGACUUCCGUCAAUCCCGCCGUCGUCGCCUUGGAUGAUACGCAUCACCCCAAUGCGCACCUGACGACUCGCAAUGCCAACGUCUCACCUUUCCUGAAGUUUCCCCUGGAGAUUCGCCUCCUGGUCUACAAAUAUGCCGUCUUUGUUCAGAAGCCCAUCAAGCCUCUUCAAGUGAAACGUCGCUCGAACAAGUUCGUCUGGGGUAAUCACUCUACCCAAGAUGUGUCGCGAGACCAUGCACCCCCGCAAAGCGUGCGGGUUUCUACCGAGGAACCAUUGGCGAUGACGCAACUCUCAUUCACAUGCCGCCAAAUAUACAAGGAUCUCGAGGCAUAUCCCGUUUUCUACCGAGUCAACGCUUUCAGUUUUACUGAAGAAUGGGACGCCGCUACUUUUGUGGUCGCAAUCACGCCCGAACGACGCAGCAUGAUCCGCAGAAUCAUUGUCUACUCUGAAGUUAAUUUAUAUGGCGGCCUUGGCAGAACGCUCGAGGAGACAUAG